Aspergillus uvarum CBS 121591 is the source of this 4581-nucleotide messenger RNA. RefSeq lists its product as uncharacterized. Lineage: Eukaryota; Fungi; Ascomycota; Eurotiomycetes; Eurotiales; Aspergillaceae. Bases 1 to 4581 code for a protein of 1526 amino acids. Gene Ontology annotation, molecular function: metalloexopeptidase activity. The record is from RefSeq and is a predicted model, not a curated record. Gene Ontology annotation, biological process: proteolysis. The transcript has 7 exons.
AUGCCCCGCUCAAGGCAACCCGCUCGGUUCUCGAGCGAAGCUCCCUCCGAAUCCUCCUCCUCGACCUCCCCCGAUCGCACCGCCGACGAUGACACCGACUUCUUCACAGCCCAGGCCAACGAUUCAGAGUCCUCCGUGGGCGCUGUAAAUGGCCGGGAUUCUCAUGCAUAUUACGACUCAGAUCGGGCCCUGCCGCCCAUCGGACGGUUGCCUCCGGAGAUCUUAAUCGCCAUCUUUGCCAAACUGAGUUCGCCAGCCGAUAUGAUGAGCUGUAUGCUGAGCAUCAGCACCACAGUGGGCAAGCCGAGCAGCUUCUUUCCUUACUCGGACUUGAUCAAGAGACUGAACCUGUCCGCGCUCUCGGGCGAUGUCAGCGAUGGAACGGUGAUGACCUUUGCUCAGUGCAACCGCAUCGAGCGAUUGACGCUGACCAACUGCUCCAAACUGUCGGACAACGGCGUGUCAGACCUGGUGGAAGGGAAUCGCCAUCUACAAGCGCUGGAUGUGUCGGACUUGGGGCAUCUCACCGACCACACUCUGUACACGGUGGCUAGAAACUGUCCCCGGCUCCAGGGGCUCAAUAUCACGAAUUGCACCAAGGUGACGGACGAGUCCCUGCUUGUCGUGUCUCGUAAUUGCCGACAGAUCAAACGGUUAAAACUGAACGGAGUCGCGCAAGUCACGGACAAGUCCAUUCUGUCGUUCGCUCAAAGCUGCCCGGCCAUUCUGGAGAUUGACCUUCAUGACUGCAAGCUUGUCACCAACAAGUCGAUAACUGCCUUGAUGGCGACACUGGCUAAUCUCCGUGAGCUACGACUGGCCCACUGCACCGAGCUCGACGAUAUGGCCUUUCUGGAGCUGGCGCCGCAUAUUUCCCUGGACAGUCUACGCAUCUUGGACUUGACAUCCUGCGAGAAUGUCAGGGACGCGGCAGUUGAGCGAAUUGUGGCAUCGGCGCCACGCUUACGAAACCUGGUGCUCGCAAAGUGUCGAUUUAUUACGGAUCGCGCAGUCUGGGCCAUUUGCAAGCUCGGCAAGAAUCUGCACUACGUCCACUUGGGACACUGCUCCAACAUCUCGGAUGCAGCCGUGAUGCAGUUGGUCAAGUCCUGCAACCGAAUCCGGUAUAUCGAUCUGGCGUGCUGUACCCGUCUGACGGACGCAAGUGUGCAGCAGCUGGCUACGUUACCCAAACUCCGGCGUAUCGGCUUGGUCAAGUGUGCCAACAUCACCGACAACAGCAUUCUAGCCUUGGCGGGUCCCAAGGCUUCCCACCAUUCAGCAGGAAUCAGUAGUCUAGAGCGGGUGCACCUCAGUUACUGCACUUUACUCACCCUCAGAGGAAUCCAUGCUCUUGUCAACAGCUGUCCUCGUCUGACACACCUCAGUCUAACGGGAGUUCAGGAGUUCUAUAUGCGAAAAGAAUUAACCGAGUUCUGCCGCGAGGCGCCUCCCGAGUUCACGCCGCAACAGCGCGACGUUUUCUGUGUAUUCAGCGGCGACGGUGUGAACCACUUGCGUAACCAACUGAACCAUAUGAUCCCCCCUCCACCGCCGCAGGACAUGACGGAGGCGACCAUGUAUGAUGACGACGAAGAACUCGACGAGGAUGAGGGCCAGGUGACUGGCCUGAUGCGCGCGACGGCGGCCACGGCGAUUAACGACGAUGAUUACAUUGACAUUGGACAUACACCCAAGAGCAAGAUGGCUACCCCGCGCGCCAAUCCGCUGGCCUUUACGCGAUGGCCCGUGACUCUCAUUACGACCGCCGUCUACCUCGCCUUUGUGAUUCCCCUCCUGGUCGUCCACCACGUGCUCCCCUCGGCGCCCAGUGCAUCCUCCACCCCCAACGGCCUCGAUCUCCACGAAGCUUGGGCCGAUCUACAGGUCCUAACCAACGGGUACCAUCCGUAUAACUCGCGCCGGAACGACGAGGUCCGAGAGUGGCUUCUCCGCAGAGUGAAGGAGAUCGGCUUCCAGGAGCCUCCUACGAUCUACAACGCCGACGCCGAAACUCGACCCACCGUCUAUAUCUUCGACGACAACCAGUCCAACCUCUCCUUCGUCGGCAAUACCCUCAAGUCGUCCAACACCGCGGUCUACUUCGAAGGCACCAAUCUCCUGGUCUACAUCCGUGGGGAGGAUGACGAGGACCUGGUACUGGGAUCGGACGCAGGAAGUCCCGGAGGAGGGGGAGGGGUGCUGGUCAACGCCCACUAUGACAGCGUCUCCACCGGCUAUGGUGCGACGGAUGACGGCGUCGGCGUCGUCACCUGUCUUCAGUUGAUCAAGUACUUCACCACCCCGGGCCAUGCCCCGCGUCGCGGCGUGGUGGUGCUGUUCAACAACGGCGAGGAGGAUUUCCUCAACGGCGCGCGCGUCUUCAGUCAGCACCCGCUGUCCAAGUUCACGCAAACCUUCCUGAAUCUGGAGGGCGCCGGCGCCGGUGGCCGGGCGAUCCUGUUCCGAGGCAGCGACACGGAAGUGACAAGGAACUAUAGGCGCGCGAAACACCCGUUCGGGUCGGUGUUGGCGGCCAAUGGGUUUGAGGUCGGGCUCAUCAGUUCCCAGACGGACUAUGUUGUGUUCGAGGGCGAUCUGGGCAUGAGGGGCUUGGAUGUCGCGUUCAUGGAGCCUAGGGCCAGAUAUCAUACCGACCAGGAUGAUUCGAGGCACACGACUAUGGAAAGCCUGUGGCACAUGCUGGAGGCGGCGGUGAAGACGACCGAGGGGCUGGUCAGUGAUGAUAGUGAUGCUGGGAAGAGAGGAUCGCGCGGAGUGUGGUUCGAUCUCUUCGGAGCGACCUUCGUCGUGUUCCAGCUGCAUACCUUGUUUGCGCUGUCGGUGACGAUGCUCAUUGUCGCGCCCCUGGGCUUGUUGGUCACGAGUGUGGCCCUAAGCCGGGCCGACAAGAUGUAUCUGUUCCGGUCUACGGUCACGUCGCUCGACGAUGGGGAGGCCGUGUCGCUGCAGGGACUGCGCGGGUUCUUCCGGUUCCCCUUUCUGUUUGUGAUCCCGACGGCCGUCACGGUUGGGUUGGCGUACCUGGUGACUAAAGUCAAUCCGUUGAUCAUCCACAGCAGCGAGUAUGCAGUAUGGGGCAUGAUGCUGUCGGCCUGGACGUUUCUGGCCUGGUUCGUGUCGCGCGUCGCCGACUUUGCGCGUCCCUCGGCUUUCCACCGCGUCUAUACUCUGACGUGGAUGUUUGUGCUCGCCUGGGUGAUGUUGGUGAUUGCGACGGUCUACGAGAACCAGUGGGGCCUGGCUGGCGGGUAUUGGGUCUUUUUCUCCUUCUGUGGCACGUUCCUGGCCACCUGGAUCUCCUAUCUUGAGCUGUUCGCUCUGCCUCGAAAGUCGGAGUACGCCAGCCAGUAUGCGCCGGUGCCGGCGUCGUCGCGCCGUCCCAGCAGUUAUGGCGGCAGUCGACUGGGCACAGCCUCGGGCGAGGAGCACACCUCGGAGCACGACGGAGACGAGCACGUCGACUCGGACGACGAGCAACCCACUGAGUCGACGUCUCUGCUGGGAGGCGGCCAGCGUACGACGUUUGCCAACUACGUGCGCGUCACGGGGGAGCAUGAGGGCCACGACGAACCCACCGAUCCGCAUGUUUACGGCCACGAGCAACGCUGGAGCGCACACCUGCCGAAAUGGACCUGGGUGCUGCAGUUCCUGCUGACGGCACCGAUUGUGCUCAUCAUGGUCGGGCCCCUGGCGUUGCUGCUGACCAGCGCAUUGCAUCAAACCGGCCAAGACGGCAGUUCAUCUCUGUUCAUCUACAUCUCCAUCGCAGCCCUAACCACCUUCCUUCUCACCCCACUCCUCCCUUACAUCCACCGCCACACGUAUCAUAUCCCUCUGUUCUUGCUGGCGAUUUUCCUGGGGUGCCUGAUCUACAACCUGGUUGCGUUCCCGUUCUCGGCGUCUAACCGCCUCAAGAUCUUCUUCCACCAGGAGAUCAACCUCGACACAGCCGCCACCAACGUGUCGCUGAUCGGGAUCUCGCCCUUCGUCGCCCAGGUUGCGCACGCGCUCCCGAGCGUCCACGGCCAGGAGCUGGCUUGCCGCCCGCUCGCUGCCCGCACGAAGUGCUACUGGCCCGGUCCCAUGCCGGAUGUUGUUCCCUCGGCGCCCGAGGACUACCAGUCCUGGCUGACCUUCAACGUGUCCGCCACGGAGUCCUCAGCCUCCUCGCAUCUCGCCGCGGAGCAAGGCGACAACCUUCAAACCGCUCAGAUCCAACUCUCCGGCCUCAACACCCGCGCCUGCCGGAUCACCUUCGACACCCCGAUCUCCUCCUUCAGCGUGGCCGGCAGCGCGUACGACCCCCGCUUCCCGCACACGUCCCCGCUGGGCACGCAGGAGAUCCGCUUGUGGAGCCGCGAGUGGGAGAAUACCUGGACCGUGGAUGUGGAGUGGACCACGAAACUGAAAGGACGGGUCGUCUGUCUCUGGAGCGACCACAAUCGCAUCGGAGCCAUCCCCGCCCUCGACGAGGUCAAACAGUAUGCGCCGGUCUGGGUGGCGGCUACGAAGUUCUCAGAUGGGUUGGUGGAAGGCUAUAAGGAAUUCGAGAUCUGA